This is a messenger RNA of Periconia digitata, 7042 nucleotides long. NCBI's taxonomy places the organism in Eukaryota, Fungi, Ascomycota, Dothideomycetes, Pleosporales, Periconiaceae. The record is from the annotation of a GenBank genome assembly.
CAACGCAUCAUCCGCCCAUUCAUCGCCUUUCGCUUUCCAUUCCCUCUCUUCCCCAACCAAACUACCCACUCACCCAUCCACACCUACAUUGAACGAAUCGAUCCUCAUCCCUCGUUCCGAAGCUAUCAUCACAAACAUCUUCAGCCCGCCUCACUCACCUACGACUGUUUGCCCUCCUGCUAAGCCGCCGCCGCCGCCUGAAUCGCAUAAACAACAAAACACACCCUCUCACCCUCUCUCAACCGAAACCAACCACAUUCACGUACCACAUAUCCUCCUUUUUCGUUCACAUUUUUCAUCGCCGUCGCCGGGGUUACCACAGCAAGCUCACAUCGCAGCCACCACUUAUGGAGCAUCUUCCAGCGCACCGGUGAGGCUCCACUUGCCUUCCACCCACUCGCAUCACCAACCUCGGCCAACCUCCCCCUUCACCACUACCACUGCCAUGGCCUUCCUCUUUAACAUUUCUUCCUCCAUAGGCAAGAGGCUCUUGCUCUUUGGCCUUCGCCAUAUCGAUAUCCUCGACAAAGACCCGGCCGACUUCGUCAAUGUAGACGUGGGCAAGGAAACAACUCUGCGAAUGACGGAUGUAGGACUGCAUGUCAAGAAAUUAAUUGCUCUCCUACACCUCAAACUGCCCCCGGGCGUUCAACUCUCCGAAGCUCGAGCCUCCCUCUUCCGCAUGACCUUCAUCCUCGAGUUCGGCGUUCCACAGAUCAUAGUCGAGAUAGAUGGUAUAAAGAUACACGCGCAGAUCGCCCCAGAUAGCCCUACUCCACAAUCCAAGUCGCGCGGCACAGAGCGUUCCCAGCCCCGUGCUCGGUCACCAGCAUAUCAUCCGCCUCGUGGCAAUAACUCGGAAGACCCGCAGUCGGAUGACGAAGACGAGGAUGAGGGUCAUGUGCCGACAGUCGAUGAUCUUGCCGAGUCGUUCCUUAGAGAAGAACCCGCGGAGGAGAUCAAGGAACUGGAGCAUCAGUUGGAAUCUCAAUCGGCAAGUCUACAGGACUCCGUCUCCAGCGACGACGAUGAUGAGAGUGACACGGGAAUGGGCGCUCCCUUGGCUCUUCCAACCUAUUUGCGCAAUUUGCUGAAUACCGCCCUCGAUCGACUCAAGAUUGUCAUCAAUAACAUAGACAUUGAGGUCGAAGACCAGUUCCCACUGGAUUCGCCCAACGUCGCUCGAGAUGAAGAAACCCCAUAUGUUUCGCUCAACUUCCAUGUGAACCGCGUCAGCAUGGAUUCUGUGACUUCGGAAGAGCCUAGAAUAGACGUGACGGCCUCUACGCCACCAACGCAGGCCUCAUCAAAGAUCGGAAAGCGCCGACUGCGCCUUGAGAAGAUUUGCGCUCGAAUUGUCUCGGAUGCGGAAAACUUCAUUACAGUUCCGCAGAUCUCAAGGUCAGCUUCACCAGAAGCCAGUCGAUCCGAAGCUUCUACACGCAGAACGUCUCAUAGCGAACAUUCUGGCAGUCGCCUAUUCCAAGAUCAAGAUCCGCUAGUGCAAUCUGCAGAGGUCGCAUCACCCGCCCAGUCCUCCAUACUCAAAUCCCCUCUCCGUCACGAGGAAAUUUCGGUUAAAGGAGAAUCGCCGAGUCCUGUGCUUCAAUCACAGACAUUGCCACAUCAGUCAAGUAGUUUGCAUUCGUCAAUCCACACAACCGACGAGGACCGUUUUGCUGAUGUCGGAUCAGAUGAUGGUUUAGGGAACAGCACCUUGACCGAAUCCCAAGGUUCCAUUCCUAUUCGUGACAUGAGUGCGAGCAGUGUUUUGUUCGAUGACGAAGGACUUUUAGGCUAUGCGAUGCAGAGCCAGCUGCUGGACUCGCAGAUUGAGCAAGGGUUUGAUUCACAACACUUCACAACCCAGCCGCCGUACGAUAGGAACAUGGUUGAUGCAGAUGCGGCCUAUCAAUCAAAUGAUUCUUAUUACGAAAGCAACGCAUCAUCAUCCGGUCUUCUUUCGGCUUCUGCCUUGAAUCAGUUGUCAUCACCCACAAGCAAUGGCCAGAGUGACUACCCUUCCUCGGACCUGAAUCCAGAGCCUCCCGCUAAUGAAGCACACCUAACACGCCCAAUCGCAACAGAACCACUGGAAAAUCCGGAAUACCACGAUGACGACCGAAAUUCGACAAAAGAAGAAGAUCUCAGCGAUGACGAUCAACCGCAAAAUGAUGCUUUGAGUGAAUCGCUACUGUUCUCCCAUGACGACGCUGAAAGCAUGUACAUGAGUGCUAUGAGUGCUCCAUUGGAUUCGAGCCGCCGUGCUACAGUACCGGGAGGCUGGGAUUCUUCAUCCGAUGCAUCAAGUCGUGGAACACAAUCCGAUGUAUCUACCCCGGUUCCUGAAUCAAUGAUAGCGGGUAGCAUUCUGCAGCCGGCCAUCGAAGCCGAAGAUGGUUGUGUAACCCCGCGACCUUCCAGUCCCCAAAGCGUUUUCUCUUCCCCCAUGGAGUCACGUCAAGUGCCGUCAGCUGAUAAUUUCCCCGGUCCCCCUGAACAAAUUUCGACUCUCUCGAAACUUGCAAAACGAUUUUUGACUAUUGAUGAAAUCACUGUAUGGUUCCCUCUGGGCCUAGUUGAAGAGAGUUCCCCCUCAGUCGAUGAUCAGUCUACGCUUGCAGAGUCAACAUUUGAUUUCGACCCCCCGAAUCUAGCAGAAGAUUCAAUAUUCCAGGGCAUGCCGGGAUCAUUCUCUAAUUAUGCGCAUUCGACAUCAACGCGCAAAAGCCAUCCCAUGGAGGCCAGCUCCAGGAGACGUCCGAGUGUGCGACCCACCCCAACUGGGAAGCCUUCCGCAGAGCCAAAGAAAACCCCUUCGUCGGCUAUCAGCAUCGACAUCGGCACAGUUUCGGUCCAUAUCGACUUCUCUACUGGCUUCAUUAUGUAUCAAAUGCUUACAAGAGCCCUGUCAGCUUUUAAAGGCGAAGAUCCAGCCAAGGAGGACCCCCCAAAACCUCAAGCCACUUCCCCCGAGUCCACUGCAACACAGAGUAAUAUCGAACUUUCGAUUGGGUUAAUUGGUGUUUCUAUGCGAGAGCGCAUUAUAACCGAGUCUCUGGCCUUGAAUUCAGAUUCACUCAGUUUACUCGACACAAACCCGCUGGACGCUAUCCUGAAAGUUCGUCUCUCAGCAUUGUACGCUGCGAGCCAGAUUUCGGCACAGGAUCUUCGUGCAAAACUGACAGUUGGUCAAUUCACCCUCUCAUCACUUGAUCAUGACAUUGUUACUUUCAAAGAAUUGCGGUCUAAACCUAGAAAGCCGACAGGAGGUAGCGACAUAGAGAUCGAUUAUGAGCAGGGCCGAGAUCGACGUCUGACGAUCGUCACGCGUCCAGUGAAUGUUAUGUUUGACGUGCAGAAGUUGGAUGAGGCACUGAGUUCUUUUGGAGGUUUCAGUGGUGUGCUGGAAUUGAGCAGCUCGUUCUCAUCUCCUACUCUCAGUCCAAUCGCUUCUCCUAGUUUGUCUAGGCCACGAGGUGUUCACUUUCGAGAUACACCCGCCGCACCCCCUCCUACGGAUCCGUCACAACCGUCUAUGAUGCCAAAGAUAGACGUGCAAUUUGGAGAAGUAGCCUUCACCCUAAAAGGCAAGAGCUGCGCAGUGCAAUUGCACACUACUUCUGUGCGCCUUGCCGUUCGUGAAAGCAACGUGCGCUUGAAGAUCUCCGAAAUUCAACUGUCUGGUCCAUACACUGAAGCUUCAACGGAAGCUGCGUUCACUGUCAAAUUGGAGAGCUCCACACUGACUUUCCUCUUUGUUCCCCGAGAAGAAGAUCUCGCGAAACUUCUCGCCAUGAUUACGCCUUCCAAAGACAAAUACGAGAACGAUGACGAUAUUCUUGUGGACACACUCCUGAGACAAAGGCGAAAAGGUUCCGUCCUACGAACCGAAGUAGCAAGCCUAAGCGUGCGCGUUGCCGAUCCGACCCAGCUACAAGCUUUUGAGGCACUUGGUGCCGAACUUGCGAUGCUAUCAAGAGUGACAAAAUAUCUUCCAGAUGAUGAUCGACCAGGUCCAUUGACCCUUACCACCAUAGACAACAUUUCUGUACUCGCUCUGGUGAAUCAGCGCCUAGGCGACUUGACUCUCACGUUGACAAAUACGUCAGUCGCACAUGUCGGUGUUCCCUCUCUUUUUGCGGCCGAAGUUGGCAGCAUCCUUGCUCAAAGAAAUGAAGAAAUAUUGGUCCAUGAAGUGGUUGAGAUACGUGGCGGCGACAUUCUUCCAAUGGCCAUGGUACGUUUUGUUGGCGAUGAAAUGGAGCCGGUCAUCAAAGCAAAAUUUCAUAAUCUUUGCAUCGAGUAUCACGUAUCUACAAUCAUGGCGGCCCUGGGAAUCUCUCCAGAUGGAACUGUGGACGAAAUCACGUACGGCCUGGCAUCAUCAAUAGCUACCAUCACUGGAGCAGCAUCCCCUGCAACGCUUAGCAGGCAGACCUCGGCUUCCACGUCUCCUCCCGCCAAAGCAAAUAAGAAGCAUAUCCACAUUGAUGUACUAUUGAGACAUUGUGCGUUGGGUCUCAAUCCCCGUAAACUACCAGCGAAAGGCAUGUUUGUCUUGACCGACGCGCACUUCCUUGGACGACAAUCAAAACACACAGAUUUUACCGUACAGAUUGAACUUCGAAAAGCCUCCAUCCAUGCUAUUGAUAACGUUGCUCGUCUCGAAGAGAAAACAGACCAACCAUUAGCUAACCAUGGACCCGCUAAGCACCAGCUGGCGCAGCUUCUCGAUUUGGGCUAUGUUUCUAUGAGUUCCAUCUCUGCAGCUAAGGUUUCCGUCAACAUUACUGGUGAUGGAAAAGACCGACCUCAGCUGGUGGACGUCGAAUUCAAAAAUGAACUUUUUGUGUUAGAAUCAUGCGCUGAUUCUACACAAACUCUGGUCGCCAUCCUUAACGGGUUACAGCCACCGAAGCCCCCCUCAACCGCAGAACGGUAUCGGACUGUAGUUCCUCUUCAAGAGAUGAUGGAGUCAUUCACGGGUGCCGCCAUUGAUAAAGAAGAUACUCUAGACGAUGAGAAUUUCAUGGAGAAUGCCGACCUAGUGGCCGACGAAGUUCCGACCAAUUUGGAGUUCGUUGGCAGCUUCUACAAUCAAGAAUCCCUCCCGACAGAAGAGGAGCUUGGCGACAGCCUGCUUGAUGAAGACGAUCUAGGAGCUUUAGCGUCGCCGCCAUUGGUCCGUCAACGGGGAGAACGAGGUGUAUUAGAAAGUUUCCAGGAACAGUAUGAGGUUGCUGAAGGAGAAGAGGACUUUGACUUUGACGAAGACUAUUUCAAGGGAUCUGGCUCAGAAGUGAAAGGCAAGGCUCGCAAAUGGGACUCGACAAAAAACCGAUACCAUCUUUCCAAUGAGUACAAGGUGGCGGACGCGCCCCUCAAAGUUCGUAUACGAGAUGUCAAUGUCAUUUGGAAUCUCUACGACGGAUAUGACUGGCCUGCUACUAGAUCAGUCAUUGCGCAAGCUGUGGAAGACGUUGAAGCUCGGGCAGAAGAACGUCGUCGCCGGCAUCCAGAAGAGGAGGAAGAGGACGACUUUGUUGAAGAAGACUUCUUAUUCAACUCUGUAUGGAUAGGGGUACCUGUCAAGGAUGAUACCGGCGGACUAGCACGACAGAUCAACCGUGAGAUUGACGACCAAGUGAGCGAAACCGGGAGCUAUGCAGCUUCGACUGCCACCCGCUCGACAAAUGCGACUAUUCGGCCUCGCAGUGCGACGAAAUCCACGAAAGGAAGACUGAAACUUCAACGAAGCAGACACAAGAAGAUCGCCAUAGAACUUAUGAGUGUUGCAGUUGAUCUGGUUGUAUUUCCACCCGAUUCCGGAGAGACGCUCAGUUCUGUCGAUGUUCGCGUGCAAGACUUUGAGAUAUUCGAUCACGUGCCGAAGUCAGCAUGGAGGAAGUUUUUGACUUGCACCAUAGAGCGCUCGCAGCGCGAGAUCAACCGUCCUAUGAUCAACCUUGAACUUUUAACGGUCAAGCCUACUGAAGAUCUAGCUGCAUCGGAUCUCGUCAUCAAAGUCAGCGUUCUUCCACUACGUUUACACGUAGAUCAGUAUGCACUCGAGUUCAUAACACGUUUCUUUGAGUUUAAGAAUGAAUCUGAACUUUCGAGUUCCACUCCAGCCGAACAACCAUUCAUUCAGCGACUCGAAGUCAAUGCAGUACAAAUGAAGCUCGACUACAAACCCAGGCAUGUCGACUAUCGCGGGCUGCGUUCAGGACAUACGACCGAGUUCAUGAAUUUCUUGAUGCUGGACGAGUCAAAUAUCACGCUGCGACACGCCAUUGUCUACGGUAUUUCCUCUUUUGACAAGCUGCACAAAACCCUAAACGAUGUCUGGAUGCCUGAUGUGAAACGCAAUCAGCUUCCUGGCGUGCUGGCUGGUCUCGCAGUGGUCCGCCCUAUCGUCAACGUUGGUUCUGGCGUCCGAGAUCUUGUCGUCGUCCCCAUGCGCGAAUACAAGAAAGAUGGUCGCAUCGUCCGAAGUCUGCAGAAGGGUGUUUACGCAUUCGCCACCAACACAACGGCCGAAAUGGCCCGUCUUGGUGCCAAAGUCGCGAUUGGGGCGCAAAACAUCUUGGAGGGCACCGAAAAGAUCCUUGGCGCAGAAUCUUCUUCGUCUUCUACGUCACAUGCUCGUUCAACCUCGCACCAGCAUCAGGAUUGGGACGGUGAUGAUCCUUCUUCAGACAGCGAGGAUCCUCGCCCUGUAUCAAAUUACGCACAUCAACCCAUAGGUGUGCGCGCGGGUCUGCGGUCUGCUGCUCGCCAUCUCGAGCGCGAUCUCCUGACUGCUCGUGAUGCUGUCAUUGCCAUUCCCUCGGAAGUCAUGGAAGAAGGGAGUGGCGUGGGUGCUGCCAAAGCCGUAGCAAAGCGUGCGCCGACCAUCUUACUUAGACCGGCUUUGGGGGCUACCAAACUUGUGAGCAAUGCUUUACUCGGGGUGGGCAAUGCCUUGGAUCCGCAGAGUCGGAGAAAGAUUGAUGAUGUAAGUUCAUCUUCGUGUGUCCCUAUUUUCAUGUGCUUUUGA